AUGUCCAUGAUCCUCUUCGCAUGCGUGGUACGCGUGAGGGACGGACUGCCCCUGUCGGCCUCCACUGACUUUCACCACACGCAGGAUUUCCUGGAAUGCAAGAGGCGGCUCAAGACGUUAGCCUUGCGACUGGCCCAGUACCCAGACCGGGGCUCUGCAGAGGGACGGGACCUCAGGAUGCAUUUUUUUUCUGCAGGGGAUGUGGCCUGCAUGGCUAUCUGCUCCCGCCAGUGUCCAGCAGCCAUGGCCUUCUGCUUCCUGGAGACGCUAUGGUGGGAAUUCACCGCUUCCUAUGACACCACCCGCAUUGGCUUAGCCUCCAGGCCAUACACCUUUCUCGAAUUCGACAGCGUCAUUCAGAAGGUGAAGUGGCAUUUUAACUGUGUGAAGGCCUCGCAGACGGACAGUAGUCUAGAAAAAAUUCAAGGGGAGCUGGAGUUCCAGCCUCCAGUGGUUCUCACGCUCGAGGACACUGAGGUGGCCAACGGCGUGAUGAAUGGGCACGCACAGGUCCAUCUGGAACCCGCUCCUAGUUUCCGCAUGGAGCCAGUGACGGCCCUGGGCGUCCUCUCCCUGGUUCUCAACAUCAUGUGUGCGGCCUUGAACCUCAUUCGUGGGAUUCACCUCGCAGAACACUCUUUGCAGAUCGCCCAGGAGGAAAUUGGAAACAUCCUUGCUUUCCUUAUACCUUUUCUAGCCUGCAUUUUCCAGUGUUACCUGUACCUGUUCUACAGCCCAGCCAGGACCGUGAAGGUGGCCGUGCUGCUGCUCUUCAUCUGCCUGGGCAACGUGCACCUGCACGGGCUGCGGAACGCCUGGCAGAUCCUGUUCCACGUGGGCGUCGCCUCUCUGUCUUCACAUCAGAUACUGACCAGGCAGCUGCAGGAGAAGCCGUCCGACUACGGAGUGUGA
This is a messenger RNA of Elephantulus edwardii (Cape elephant shrew), 912 nucleotides long. RefSeq names its product SEC22 vesicle trafficking protein homolog C (S. cerevisiae) (gene SEC22C). The record is from RefSeq and is a predicted model, not a curated record. Bases 1 to 912 code for a protein of 303 amino acids. The transcript is spliced from 6 exons. Gene Ontology annotation, biological process: endoplasmic reticulum to Golgi vesicle-mediated transport. Lineage: Eukaryota; Metazoa; Chordata; Mammalia; Macroscelidea; Macroscelididae.